This is a messenger RNA of Saccharomycodes ludwigii, 3030 nucleotides long. RefSeq names its product ssRNA exonuclease RAT1 (gene RAT1). Gene Ontology annotation, molecular function: RNA binding; 5'-3' RNA exonuclease activity. Gene Ontology annotation, cellular component: nucleus. Gene Ontology annotation, biological process: nuclear-transcribed mRNA catabolic process. The record is from RefSeq and is a predicted model, not a curated record. The coding region runs from base 1 to 3030 and encodes 1009 amino acids. The transcript has a single exon. Lineage: Eukaryota; Fungi; Ascomycota; Saccharomycetes; Saccharomycodales; Saccharomycodaceae.
AUGGGUGUUCCUUCAUUUUUCAGAUGGCUAUCUAGAAAAUAUCCUAAAAUCAUUUCACCGGUGAUUGAACAAGAUAGUACAACUGUUGAUGAUGGAAAUGUUUAUUCUUCAGAAAAUCCUAAUGGAGAACUAGAUAACUUAUACUUGGAUAUGAAUGGUAUUGUGCAUCCAUGUUCCCAUCCAGAAAAUAAACCACCACCAGAAAAUGAAGACGAAAUGUUGGUGGCUGUUUUUGAAUAUACAAACAGAGUAUUGAACAUGGCCAGACCAAGACGAAUCUUAAUGAUUGCAGUUGAUGGUGUUGCUCCUCGUGCUAAAAUGAAUCAACAACGUGCAAGAAGGUUUAGAAGUGCUAAAGAUGCUGCAUUAGAAAGAGAAAAAUUAGAAAUGGAUUAUAUCAAAGAGGGCAAGAAUUUAGAUGAUGCACUUCUGAAAAAAAAAAGUUGGGAUAGCAAUGCAAUUACUCCUGGUACACCAUUUAUGGAUAAGUUGGCACAAGGCUUGAGAUAUUGGAUUAGUUUUAAAUUAAGUACUGAUCCUGGUUGGGAGAAUUUACAGGUUAUUAUUAGCGAUGCUACAGUUCCAGGGGAAGGGGAGCAUAAAAUCAUGAAUUUUAUUAGGUCGCAGAGACAAGAUCCAGAAUAUAAUCCUAAUACUACACAUUGUAUUUAUGGCUUAGAUGCAGAUUUAAUUUUUUUGGGAUUGGCCACCCAUGAACCACAUUUUAAAAUUUUAAGGGAAGAUGUAUUUGAACAGACCAUUAAUAGAAAACACGGUAGCAAUAAUAGCAGGUACGAUAAGCGUAGAGAACUGACUGAGGAAGAAAAGAAGGAGUUACAAGAAAAGGACAAAAAAAAACCUUUUUUAUGGUUACAUAUAUCUGUAUUAAGAGAAUAUUUGAAAGAAGAGCUAUUUGUACCUGGUUUAAGUAUAGAAUUUGAUUUAGAAAGGUCUAUUGAUGAUUGGGUUUUCAUGUGUUUUUUCUGUGGUAACGAUUUUUUACCCCAUUUACCAAGUUUAGAUGUUAGGGAAAGUUCAAUUGAUUUAUUGGUAGAAAUUUGGAAAACGGUAUUACCCCAAACUAAGGGUUAUAUGUCUCUAGACGGAAGAUUAAAUUUAUCCGGGGUAGAAUUGUUGUUAAAAGGCUUGGGGACUAGAGAACCUGGUAUAUUUGUAGAAAAACGCCAACAGGAGUUAAGAAAAUUGGAAAAUGAACAGAGGAGGAAAUUGUUGAACUUAAGGAGACAAGAGCAAAACAACUUAGGCUCCUUUGCCGACAACGGUGCUGUUAAUCAUGUGCGUAGCGAAACACCAAUUAGUUCUGCGGGCAGUAUUCACCUUACUGAGGAAAAAGAAGAAGAAAAGAAAAAAGAAGAAGAAGAAGAAGAAGAAGAACAAGAAGAAGAAGAACAAGAAGAAGAAGAACAAGAAGAAGAAGAACAAGAAGAAGAACAACAAGAAGAACAACAACAAGAAGAACAACAACAACAAGAAGAAGAAGAUUCAUAUGAUCCUACUCCGUCAUCUAACAUCAAUGAUAUUAAUAAGACCAAUUUAACUGUAGCAUCUAAAUUCAAGGAGAAAUUAUUAUUGAAACGUAAAAGAUUAGUUAUAGAAAAAGAAUCUAUCGCUACUACCACCGCUGGGAAUUCGCACAAGAUUAUUAAGUUGGAUAAAUCACAAGAAGUAUCAUUAAAUACAUCUUCAUCGGGACCUACAAGCGGUACUUAUGAUAGCAAUUUAGCCGUCAAACUAUACGAACCUGGGUAUCAUGAUCGGUAUUAUAUUACUAAAUUUGGUUGCCCAAAUAAUAAAGAAGAAAUUGCUGCAUUAAGUAAAAAGGUAGUCAAAGCCUAUGUUGAAGGGAUUUCUUGGGUUCUCUUGUACUAUUAUCAAGGAUGUGCAUCAUGGAACUGGUAUUAUCCAUACCACUAUGCACCAUUUGCUAGUGAUUUUAUGAACAUUGCUGGACUAGACAUCAAAUUUGAAAAGGGUGAACCAUUUGCGCCCUUUGAACAGUUGAUGAGUGUUUUGCCAGCUUCUUCGGGACACACGUUACCAAAAAUUUUUAGACCCUUAAUGAGUGAGUUAACUAGUCCUAUAAUUGAUUUUUAUCCCACCGAAUUUCCAAUUGAUAUGAAUGGGAAAAAAAUGUCAUGGCAAGGAAUUGCUUUAUUACCAUUCAUUGAGGAGAAAAGAUUACUGGAAACAGUCAGAAAAAAAUAUGCAGAAUUGAGUAAGGAGGACUUGGCUAGAAAUUCAAGAAAAAAUGAUAUUUUGUUAAUUAGUCACAAAAACAUCAAUUAUAAAAAAUUUGUUAAAACUUUAUACCAAACUGAGUCUUCAGACAACGUCCGAUUAAAAGUCACUGCAUUUAAAAAUAGAAUCAGUGGAGAAGUUUCUGUUGUUGCGAAUGAUGGCGACGAUGUAGGUAGAUUCGACUUAAAGGGAGAGUUGACAUGUCCAGUGAGUGGGGGAUACCCCAAUUUGAACAAUUCAAAGUAUUUAAAAUUGACAUACAAGAUGCUAAAUAUUUAUGAUGAUAAAAAUAAGGCAGUAAUAUUGAAUGGUUAUAUUCCACACAAACAGGUGUUGAAUAUACAGGAUAAAAAUAAUAUCAGAUAUGGGCAAGGCCAUUCGCAGGGGAAUAAUAACAAGAGGAAUAAUGGAUAUUACAAUUUCCAACGUAAUUUCCACUUUACUAUGCAGAACAAUUUUGUUGAAACUGGACCAUUUGGGAGCACUCAAUACAAACCCCGUUUUGGAGGUUAUAAAUCCUUUGUAAGUAGUGAAUUGGAGAAAAAAUCUAACCAAGCCAAUUUUCAAAACUAUUAUUACAAUGAUAACUACGAUAACUAUGGGAACAAUAAUGAUACUUAUUAUGGGCGCAAUUACAAUAAUAAUUAUAACAGCCAUGGUGCGCGUAAUUACGGUUACAAUAAUUACGGCAGUAAUAAUUACAAUAAUGGUUAUAAUAAUAGUAAGGGCAGUAACCGAGGCAUUAGACCUAACAGACAAGGUACGUUAUGA